Nestor notabilis (Kea) is the source of this 1531-nucleotide messenger RNA. RefSeq names its product aldehyde dehydrogenase 1 family, member A3 (gene ALDH1A3). The record is from RefSeq and is a predicted model, not a curated record. The transcript has 12 exons. Gene Ontology annotation, molecular function: aldehyde dehydrogenase (NAD+) activity. Bases 178 to 1446 code for a protein of 422 amino acids. Lineage: Eukaryota; Metazoa; Chordata; Aves; Psittaciformes; Psittacidae. Gene Ontology annotation, biological process: aldehyde metabolic process.
UUUCAGAUAUUUAUUAACAACGAAUGGCACGAGUCUACAAGUGGAAAGAAAUUCCCCACCUACAGCCCUUCAACACUGGAGAAGAUUUGUGAUGUAGAGGAAGGAGACAAGCCUGAUGUGGAUAAUGCAGUGGAAGCAGCAAAGGCAGCAUUCCAGAGGGGUUCUCCAUGGAGACAGAUGGAUGCCCUAAGCAGAGGACGACUCCUGCACAAGCUGGCUGAUCUUCUUGAGCGGGACAGAGUCAUCCUGGCAACCCUGGAAACAAUGGACACAGGAAAACCUUUUCUGCAGGCUUAUUUCAUUGACCUGGAAGGUUGUAUAAAAACACUCCGAUAUUACGCUGGAUGGGCUGAUAAAAUCCAGGGCAGAACUAUCCCAGUGGAUGACAACUUUGUCUGUUUUACCAGGCACGAACCUAUGGGUGUCUGUGGAGCUAUAACUCCAUGGAACUUCCCAUUGCUGAUGCUGGUUUGGAAGAUGGCACCGGCACUGUGCUGUGGAAACACUUUGGUUAUUAAGCCAGCUGAACAAACUCCUCUCACAUCGCUGUACAUUGGCUCACUGAUCAAGGAGGUGGGUUUCCCUCCAGGUGUGGUGAACAUAGUGCCAGGCUACGGCCCCACAGCUGGAGCUGCCAUUUCUACCCAUCACAGCAUUGAUAAAAUUGCUUUUACUGGAUCAACAAAGGUUGGGAAACUGAUCAAGGAAGCUGCUUCUAAAAGCAACCUCAAAAGGGUGACGUUAGAGCUGGGAGGGAAAAACCCCUGCAUUGUGUGUGCAGACGCAGACCUGGACUUGGCAGUGGAAUGUGCCCAUCAGGGCGUGUUCUUCAACCAAGGGCAGUGCUGCACGGCCGCCUCGCGAGUGUUUGUGGAGGAGCAGAUCUACCCCGAGUUUGUCAAGCGCAGCGUGGAGUAUGCCAAGAAGCGACUCGUUGGAGACCCCUUUGAUGCCAGAACUGAACAGGGGCCCCAGAUUGACCAAAACCAGUUUGAUAAAAUCCUGGAGCUGAUAGAAAGUGGGAAGAAAGAAGGGGCUAAGCUGGAGUGUGGGGGUCUUGCCAUUGAAGACAGAGGCCUGUUCAUAAAACCCACUGUGUUUUCAGAGGUCACUGACAACAUGCGUAUCGCCAAAGAGGAGAUUUUUGGGCCAGUUCAGCCAAUUAUGAAGUUCAAGAGUAUAGAAGAGGUCAUAAGAAGAGCCAACAGUACUGAGUAUGGACUCACAGCUGCAGUGUUCACAAAGAAUCUGGACAGAGCAUUAACGCUAGCUUCGGCAUUGCAGUCGGGAACAGUCUGGAUCAACUGUUACAAUGCGCUCUACGCACAGGCUCCUUUUGGUGGCUUUAAAAUGUCAGGCAAUGGCAGAGAACUUGGUGAAUAUGCUUUGGCAGAAUACACUGAAGUGAAAACAGUCACCAUCAAACUCUCCCAGAAAAGCCCAUGAAAGCAGAAGGCCUGAAUGUGACACUCUGAAUGUGGCACCUGGGGGACGUGUUCAGAGCAAGGGGAGGGGAAGGGAGGAAGGAAAA